Arabidopsis arenosa is the source of this 1471-nucleotide messenger RNA. NCBI's taxonomy places the organism in Eukaryota, Viridiplantae, Streptophyta, Magnoliopsida, Brassicales, Brassicaceae. The record is from the annotation of a GenBank genome assembly.
AAAACAACUUUCUCUUUAUUCUCUUAUCCCUUUGGCAUGGUGCAGCUUCGAGUGCUUAUCAGAGUGAAGGAGCAACCAACGUUGAUGGAAGAGAACCAAGCAUAUGGGAUACAAAAGAUUUCGGAUGGUAGCAAUGGCGACGUCGCAGACGAAUUUUAUUACCGUUUCAAGGAGGACGUGGCACUUAUGAAAGAUAUAGGGCUGGACUCAUUUAGGUUUUCGAUUUCUUGGUCAAGAAUACUACCUCGAGGUAGGAUUGCUGGUGGAGUAAAUCAGGCAGGAAUUAACUUCUACAAUCAUCUCAUCAAUGAACUCAUUUCAAAUGGUAUAAGGCCUCUGGUUACUCUGUUUCACUGGGACACACCUCAGGCACUUGAAGAUGAAUAUGGCGGAUUCUUAAACCCACAAAUCGUGGAUGAUUUCUUAGAAUAUGUGGAUAUAUGUUUCAAAGAGUUUGGAGAUAGAGUGAAGGAGUGGGUCACAAUCAACGAGCCUAACAUGUUCGCAGUGUUAGGUUACAAUGUCGGUAAUAUUGCUCCAGGACGUUGUUCGAGCUAUGUUCAAAACUGCACGGUUGGGAAUUCAGCCACUGAGCCAUACCUCGUGGCUCAUUACUUGAUCCUUUCUCAUGCCGCUGCUGUCCAACUCUAUAGAAAGAAAUAUCAGAGUUUUCAUGGAGGGACCAUAGGAAUGACUAUUCAAACAUAUUGGAUGAUUCCAAAAUAUAACACUCCUGCUUGCAGAGAAGCUGCCGAAAGGGCUCUUGACUUCUUCUUCGGAUGGUUUGCUGAUCCGAUUACUUACGGAGAUUAUCCAAAGACAAUGAGAGAGUUGGUGGGAAAUAGACUCCCAAAAUUCACAAAAAAGCAGUCAAAAAUGGUGAGAGGGUCCUUUGACUUUUUUGGACUCAACUAUUACACUUCAAGAUACGUUGAAGAUGUUAUGUUCUACGCUAACACCAAUCUUAGUUACACAACGGACAGUCGCGUCAAUCAUACUACAGAGAAAAAUGGAGUUCCUCUGGGUGAACCGACGAGUGCUGAUUGGCUCUUUAUAUGUCCAAAAGGGUUCCAAGAUGUUCUAUUAUACAUAAAAUCAAAGUAUCAAAACCCAGUAAUCCUUGUCACGGAGAAUGGAAUGCCUAGCGAAAAUAACAAAUCAUUAUCCCUCAACAAAGCUCUCAAUGACGGUGAAAAGAUCAAAUAUCACCAACUCCAUCUCUCUGCUCUUCUAGAAGCAGUCAGUCAAGGUGCAGAUGUGAGAGGAUAUUAUGUAUGGUCAUUAAUGGACGAUUUCGAGUGGGAAUUUGGUUACAAAUAUAGAUACGGAUUGGUCUACGUUGAUUUUCAAGAUGGACUCAAACGAUAUCUCAAGAGUUCUGCUCUUUGGUACCAUCAUUUUCUAUCCAACUCGUCCUCCUAUCAAAUGAACUAGCGCAAAUAUCUAUAAUUAAUAUAUUCAAUUUAUACAA